Pseudovirgaria hyperparasitica is the source of this 1285-nucleotide messenger RNA. RefSeq lists its product as uncharacterized. NCBI's taxonomy places the organism in Eukaryota, Fungi, Ascomycota, Dothideomycetes, Acrospermales, Acrospermaceae. The record is from RefSeq and is a predicted model, not a curated record. The transcript is spliced from 4 exons. Bases 252 to 1055 code for a protein of 267 amino acids.
AGACAUCACGGGCCUUACAGACCUUAAAAAAAUGGCAUGCAGGCAGGCGAGUAGGUCACAGAUACAAGAGGAAGAAGAAGAAGAGGAAGAAGAAGAAGAAGAAGAAGAAGAAGAAGAAGACGAAGACGAAGACGAAGACGAAGACGAAGAGCGAGAUAGCCAUCAACGCAUCGACAAAACCUUGACAAAGUUCUUCCGCAAGAUGCAACUCCCAAAAGUAGUCUUCAGACAUAAGCUACGCAAGCCCAGCCAUGUGCAAAGUCAGCCUGAGCAAACCCGGUCGGGUCUGCUCGAUCUGCCCGUCGAACUGCGCCUCGAGAUCUACGAGUACCUCUUCGCGGAUGGCACCUUGGCCUAUGACUGAGGAAGUGCUGGACUGGUCGUGGCGCGUACAGCUGUAUUUGAACGAAAAUUGCGGCAGCCGUCGUCUUGAGAGGUUGCUGUGGGAUCAUGGCAAUAGUCGCUAUGUAGGAACGAUGUGCAGGAGUCUUUACUAUCGCACACCGCCGCCUUUCAGAACAAACAUCAUUCGCACCUGCUGGAAACUUUACCUCGAAGCUGCGCCCUUGCUGUACAGCUCCAACAAGAUAGUGUUCCCCUUCACAUUCACCGAUUUCUCGUCCUUUGCACGCCAUAUCCCGCUUCGUCAGAUGGGCUUCGGUCCGUCGAGCAAGUCCUGCCUCGACCUGAUCCGCACGCUCGACCUCAACUACACGUCGUGCUACUACUUUGACGACCCGACAAAGACAUGGCUGCAAUUGCGCCAACUGCGCAGCCUGAAACUGCUGCGCAUCAGGAUCCUCGUGCCGCAGCACAGGUAUCUGGAGGAGCAGGCCAGGCUGUUUAUCACGCAGGUGAUGGAAUUCAUAUCACAUAACGAUAGCGAGAGAGUGGUGGACGUGCAUGUUGUUACGAAUGGUAGAUGGGGAUUCAUGGGUGCUUUGCACGAGGUCGGACUUGUGGAGCUGCCGUUGGACGAGCCGGGUUCGCGGGUGUUUCAGCAUCACACUUGGAGGAAGCAGAGGAAUGGGGAAGAGGAGAAGCAGGAUACGUAAGGCGGCUGUGGCGUAUAGUCAUGUGUGCCGUCUGGUCAGACUAUGAAGGGAGAAUGGUGUGUAGGUAAGGCGUUUAUCAAUUUUAAUUUAUCAAAGCAAAUACCAAACAGUGUACGUUAAGCAGAUUGCAAUAUAAUAGAGAGAGCCAUAGCAUGUAGAUACAGAAAUCGUUAUAUACAAUAUCAGGGUAUUAUUCCCCAACGCCCCCAACAGAGCCCACCACCAGGAGA